AUGCAGGCGAAGGUCCAGAUCCCACUCCCGACAACCUCAUCCGGCUUGGAGCCGGAAGCGCGGGAGAAGUGUGAGCUCCUCCUGGACAGCAUCUCCUCGAUUCUCGCAAAGGAGGACAGCCUCCGGAGAAUCGGCGGCGUGUCAAUCGAGGACGAUGGCGCCUACAGAGAUGUCACGCUGCCCAUUGCCAUCUUUCUCAGCAAGGAAAGCUCCUGCCGCGACAUCAUCGAGGAUCGGAUGGGGUGUGGGCAUGGCCCGAAGCCGUAA
Messenger RNA from Symbiodinium natans, 267 nucleotides. The record is from the annotation of a GenBank genome assembly. Lineage: Eukaryota; Dinophyceae; Suessiales; Symbiodiniaceae.